Molecule: messenger RNA, 237 nt
Organism: Geosmithia morbida
Lineage: Eukaryota; Fungi; Ascomycota; Sordariomycetes; Hypocreales; Bionectriaceae
Product: SecE/Sec61-gamma subunits of protein translocation complex
Exons: 2
Coding region: 1-237 (78 amino acids)
Biological process (GO): post-translational protein targeting to membrane, translocation; protein targeting
Cellular component (GO): Ssh1 translocon complex; membrane
Molecular function (GO): transmembrane protein transporter activity
Source: RefSeq, a predicted model, not a curated record
AUGGCCGGUGACCAGAUCCAGGAGCUCCUUGAGGCCCCCGCCGAUUUCGCCCGUAGUGGUGUACAAUUCAUGCGCCGUUGCACUAAGCCUGAUAAGGCCGAGUACCUCCGUCUCUGCCAGGCCGUCGGCGUCGGUCUGGUUGUCAUGGGAUCGGUAGGAUACCUGGUUAAGCUGAGUGAGUGGCCCUCCUUAUCCUCUUACGCUUCACCUUCUUGGCAAGAAUCGCGUGCCAACUGA